Messenger RNA from Oppiella nova, 423 nucleotides. NCBI's taxonomy places the organism in Eukaryota, Metazoa, Arthropoda, Arachnida, Sarcoptiformes, Oppiidae. The record is from the annotation of a GenBank genome assembly.
UCCCAAACUAUCAAAGCCAAAGUCCGACCGUCACUUCAAUUCAAGCCAUACACUCAUUUGGAAAGUCUCGACCUUAAGAGCUCUCUUCCCAUUUCGCCCACAUUUUUUGGUCGUUUCGAAUUCCCGGAUCCUUUAUUGUUGAAACUGCCGCCAGAGGUCGACGAUAUCAUAUCCAAGUUUGGCGAUUGCGACUCCAAUCCGAUGCAAGUCAUCUAAUGUUCAAAUCACUCGCACAUACCUUUCCACUUCAGUCCUAUUGAAUGAAAUUAAUUGACAACUUAUUUCUUAACUAAUAUUUUCAUUAUUAGUAAAUAUUGUAAUUAUUUAGCAAUUAUUUUCAAUCACAAGUUAUUUACUGAUGAGUUCGCACAACCAAUCAAACAACCUGUCCACCACCCCCACCCCCACCCCCUUCACAGCACC